AUGGAUCCCGUGAGACUAUUCUCCGAUACAUUCGGUGUAGACUAUUCCGCCGCAGCGUACCUCGUCGGCGCGCUUUCGUCCAUCCCCGUCGCGUACCUUCACCGGUUUAUCGGCCCUCCCGCGCUCCGCCAUGUAUACGCCGCAGUUUCCGGGGUGCUUCUAUCGUUAAUCUCCUUCACUCCCGACGUGCUGCUGCAUUUCAUCCUCGCAGCGGCCUUCACACUCGUCGUCAUGCGAACGCAGCGAAGCAUCUGCGGACUGGUUACCUUCAUUGGUACAUUCGCACAUCUCAUCGCAUGCCACGUCAUCUUCAUGAGCGACGACGCGCGGAGAACGGGCCGCGUGGACUUCACGGGGACUCUAACUAUCGUGGCGAUUAAGCUGACGUCACUCGCCAUGGACUACCAGGACGGCCUUAAAGCCCUAAAGGACGACGCGAAGCGCGCGAAAGACGGCGAGAAACCCGAGAGCGAGCAGCCGUCGCGCGAUGAUCGGAGAAAGGCGGAGAAGCGGGCGAGAGUGAUUAGAGAGAUGCCGUCGCUGGUGGAGUUUCUGGGGUAUCUUUUCUGCUGCGGGCAGCAUCUGCUUGGGCCGUGGUUCGACUAUCAAUCCUACGACGACUGGACGCACCGCCGCGGGGUGUGGUCCCCGUCGGUGCGCUCCCCCUCGCCCAUCCCGCCCUUCCUCCGCGUGCUCGUCCAAGGCUCAUUGGCAGCAGCCGUCUUCCUCCUCAUCUUCCCGCACCUCGACCUCUCCCUCGCCACCGACCCGGCGCGCUUCUUCGUGCUGCCCUUCCUGCGGCGCCUGCUGCUGGUGUUCCACGCCACGCUCGUCACGCGCUGGCGCUGCUACAUCGUCUGGUCCAUUGCGGAAGCUGCCAUGGUUGCUGGCGGCCUCGGCUUCUCUGGUUGGGUUGCUAAACCUAGUGCUGCUGCUGGUGGUGGUGGUGCUGCUGCUGCCGCUACUGCUGCUGGUGGUCCUGUUGUUGCCCCUAGUGCUGCUGGUGGUGGUGCUGCUGAUACGACUGCUGCUGCUGCUGCUGCUGCUGCUGCUGCUGCCUCUGCUGCUAACUCAGCUGCUGCAGGGGAGGGGGCAGCAGACGAGCACGACGGGAAGGAGAACCAUGCGGAGAGGAAUGGUGUCAGCACAGGACAGGCAGCCGCGGCAGCAGCAGCAGAUGGAGGGCAGGUGAUGAUGGGAGGGCGGGUAAUGAUGGGAGAGCUGGUGAACAAGCAGGGGGGCAGCACAGCGGGAGUCAAGGGCUCUGCAGUGGCGGCGUCAGGUGCCGAGCGACAGGUGGCAUCGUGGGAUAGGGCGCGCAACGUGAAUAUCCUCGGCAUGGAGCUCGCGAGCACGGGCGCUGACGUGGCAAAGAACUGGAACAUCUCCUUCAGCACGUGGCUGCGCAUCUACGUGUAUGAGCGGCUGGAGGCAAUGCCAAGGAAGAGUGCACUAUUCAACCUGCUCUUCACCUUCUUCAUCAGCGCCAUUUCGCAUGGUUUGAACCCAGGGGAUCUGAUAGGCUUCGCCCACUGGGCGCUGAUGAUAGCGGGGUCGCGAGUCAUCUACCGCUGGUCGCGGCCUCUAGCCCAGGGCUCGCUGCCUCGCCGCGCUGCCUCGCUGCUGCACUUCCUCUACGUGCUGCUCUGCAUCAACUACGCUGGCUUUGGCUUCAGUGUGAUGACGUUCCAGCACACGGUGCAGGCAUACAGGGGGCUCUAUUACUACGGCACAUUAGUGCCUGUGAUGCUCAUCGUGGCAGGCAACUUCAUCCGAACACCAAGGCCCAGGGGGGCCAAGAAAAGCCUCAAGACAGAGUAG
This is a messenger RNA of Closterium sp. NIES-65, 1821 nucleotides long. The record is from the annotation of a GenBank genome assembly. Lineage: Eukaryota; Viridiplantae; Streptophyta; Zygnematophyceae; Desmidiales; Closteriaceae.